GGCGAGUGGUGAGUCGGCUUCCUGCUCCUUUUUACGGGCUGACAGAAGUGCUUCCCUCCUCCUUUCUCUGAGAGAAGGGCGACCCAGACAGGACAGUGAAAGGUGCAGCCGGCGGCAGUCUAGCUGAAGAUGUCUGAUAAUGGGGAGGUCGAAGACAAGCCCCCAGCUCCGCCCAUGAGGAAUACCAGCACCAUGAUCGGCUCCUGCAACAAGGACCCCGCCCCCCUCAACCAUGGCUCUAAGCCCCUCCCUCCCAACCCAGAGGAUAAGAAGAAGAAAGAUCGCUCCAUCAGAUCAAUACUCACAGGAGGAGGGGACAAGACCAAUAAGAAGAAGGAGCGUCCAGAGAUUUCUCUGCCCUCAGAUUUUGAACACACCAUCCAUGUUGGCUUCGACGCCGUCACCGGGGAGUUCACCGGCAUGCCAGAGCAGUGGGCCCGCCUCCUGCAGACGUCCAACAUCACCAAGUUGGAGCAGAAGAAGAACCCGCAGGCCGUCCUCGACGUUCUCAAGUUCUACGAUUCUAAAGAGACGGCGAACAGCCAGAAAUACAUGAGCUUCACAGAUAAAAGUUCAGACAACUACAGUUCAUCCACCACAACGAUCACGUUUUUGCCCAACUGCUUCAAGCCCAACACGCUUCAAUCGAUCGUUGAUAUCCUCGGAAUCCUGUCCGUGGACCAUGGCUGGUCUUCAGCGACAGUUCAGUGGUUUUGGCACAAGCAGUCCGACGUCCAGGUGAACUCAGAAUGGACAGAAACGCGGUGGCGACGGUCACUACGGGAACGGGACCAGUAG
This is a messenger RNA of Lampris incognitus (smalleye Pacific opah), 798 nucleotides long. RefSeq names its product p21 protein (Cdc42/Rac)-activated kinase 1 (gene pak1). The record is from RefSeq and is a predicted model, not a curated record. The transcript is spliced from 7 exons. Gene Ontology annotation, molecular function: protein serine/threonine kinase activity. Bases 130 to 798 code for a protein of 222 amino acids. NCBI's taxonomy places the organism in Eukaryota, Metazoa, Chordata, Actinopteri, Lampriformes, Lampridae.